Molecule: messenger RNA, 1845 nt
Organism: Talaromyces marneffei
Lineage: Eukaryota; Fungi; Ascomycota; Eurotiomycetes; Eurotiales; Trichocomaceae
Exons: 7
Coding region: 1-1845 (614 amino acids)
Biological process (GO): phosphorelay signal transduction system; regulation of DNA-templated transcription
Molecular function (GO): DNA-binding transcription factor activity; phosphorelay response regulator activity; sequence-specific DNA binding
Source: RefSeq, a predicted model, not a curated record
AUGGACGGCCAGACCUCUGGGACCAGCUCUGCUGGUAACUCCAGCGACUUCGUUCGCAAAUUAUACAAGAUGUUGGAGGAUCCGUCGUACUCGGACAUUGUACGCUGGGGUGAUGAGAAUGACAGUUUUGUCGUACUAGAGUGCGAAAAAUUCACAAAAACCAUCCUCCCAAAACACUUCAAACACAGCAACUUUGCCAGUUUCGUCCGCCAGCUCAACAAGUACGACUUUCACAAAGUGCGCCAGAAUAAUGAGGAAACAGGACAAUCGCCGUAUGGCCCGAAUGCCUGGGAAUUCAAACACCCCGAGUUCAAAGCUAAUAAUAAAGAUUCGUUGGACAACAUUCGAAGAAAAGCGCCCGCGCCUCGAAAACCAACCCAAAUAAACGAAGAAACCGUGCCCACACAGCAGAUCGACUUGAUGAACACUCAACUCAUGGCUCAACAACAGCAAAUCCAGCAAUUGAGUGAACGGAAUACGCAACUUACCGUCGACUCCCAAAUGAUUAUGCAGGAAGUCAUGCGCUUACAAAAGACGAUCCUUUCACACGAGAAUGUCAUUCAUAACUUUAUGAACUACUUGUUCACCGUUGACGCUCGACAUCGCCGCGAAAGUCGCGCAAACGGUACCUUUGCUCAAGACGGAUCCGCUGCAGACGAUCUCCCGGCAUCGCCAUUACAACAAGCAUCCAAGAUUCUCAGCGAAAUGAACUCUUCGCAAAUGCCGCCGAACAUGGUGCAGUUCGACAUGAAUGAUCCCUCCAAAGCACAGAUAAUCCAGACGCCUCCGUUAGGCGCUGGCGCACGGAACGGCAUCUCCCGAGCUCCCAAUUCGGCUGGAUCGAACGCUUCAAUGGGCUUUUCUAAGAUGAAUGGAGAACUCGAGACCGUUGUUUACCCUGUCGGCACGACCAAUGGCAUCGAUCCGAUGUACAGCGAGCAUGUGAACAAUAUUCCAUACUCGAUUCAGCCAAAGGAUGUUGCUGCCCAAGAGCCAGUUGCUCAGCAACAAAUACAGCGGCCGUUUAACGAAACUCGGAAAAAGAAUACCCUUGUCAACCCGGGCUGGAUCAAGCAACCGAACAUUCUGCUGGUUGAAGAUGACGAUACGUGCCGUCAGAUUGGUGGUAAAUUUUUGGGUUCUUUUCAAUGUCAGAUUGACAACGCCUACGAUGGUUUACAAGCCGUCACCAAGGUACAGUCCGGCAAGAGGUACGACUUGAUUUUGAUGGAUAUCAUAAUGCCUAAUUUGGAUGGAGUAUCUGCAUGUCAUUUGAUCCGUCAAUUUGAUCGCACACCAAUUAUUGCCAUGACAUCGAAUAUUCGCAAAGAUGAUAUUGAGCUGUAUUUCCAACACGGAAUGGAUGACGUCUUACCAAAACCCUUUACAAGAAAGAGUCUCCUCGACAUGCUGGAAAAACACUUGAUGCACCUCAAAACUGUCCCUGCAACCACCAUGGAUCCAGUGUCGGUAACGCCCAUGACGACUCACACAUCGGCAGCGCAGUCUAUCAAGGAAGACAGUUCUCCUGGACAGUCACCUGCCGCAUCGAUGAACAACUGGCAGUCUCCGGGACAGCUUCAGGGAAUGUCGCCGGUGCAUCUCAAUGUCCAACAAGUUCCACAGUAUAUGCAAUCCAUGACUCCUACGGGGCCAUUUAUUGAUCAAAAUGGAGUUCAAUUUGCGACCCCGUCAGCGCUCGGUCAAGCUCCGGUUCGCGGACAACAUCGAAGACAAGUAUCUGACAUGUCGAGCGCUCCCGAUGCAGCAAACUACGCCAAAAGACAACGGAUGUAUCACAACACACAAAUGAUGCCCCAAAUGGCUGGGCAACAAAAUGGUUGA